CAAGGGAGGAUAAUGCUUGAAAGUUGAAAGAAAAUUUACGGAACGCUAUGUUUGCAAAUUAUACAUUACAUCUCUUCAUAUGAUCGGAUUUGAGCGUGUUGAGUGUUGAUCGUGUAUAACUUUCUAAAACUGCUGGGAUGUUCUUGAAAAAAAAGCAAUGCUUUUAUUAGAAUAGUAAAAUAAGACGGCCCUAAAUAACUAAUGAAUCGCUGGUUGAAAUUUUUUGAAAAUGAAACAUUGCCGAGAAAAUGAAAGCCACUGUUAUCGUUGAGGAAAGGCCCUGAAAGCAAAAACAACGCGAUUUUUGCUCGAAAUCUAGAUAUCUAGAUCCAAAUCAAAGUACAUAGUCUACUUAAGACAGUUUUUUGCCUCGACAUGGCAGCCAUGGAGUUGUGUGAGGUUUACAAGGUAGGAGUGAGCGAGAAGGUGAAGGAGGCGGAGGCCGAGUUGGCUCAUGAGCUGACAGAACUGAGGACCGAGCUGGAAGAGGUUGAUCUGCCCCCAAAGACAACCAGCUCUGUGCCAAUACCUGAAAAUAAAGAACACUUCAAACAGGAAAGAAAAUUUGUCAUCCAAAGGGCUUUAGAGGUAAGCGAAGCUCAUCCUGUCCGCUUACAAGCAGAUGAGAUGAAACAGGAGAUGGAAGCCGCUGAAGAGAGUGAAUACACCACUGGCAGCCUGCCUUUGCUACUGCAUCAGCACUUCACAGAGAGAAUUCAACACCUGAUUCAUCUGAAGCAUCAGCACAUGUUGAGAUGGAAGCGAUUUUGUGAGCAUUCCUCUACUAUUGAAAACCUCUACCCUCUUUACAGUCAGAGACUCACGAACCUGCUGAAUGAAUACAAAGACUGUGUACAAAGAGCUCAGCGUCUUUCAUCUGUCCGUGAGUCCCUCAUGCUGGAACGUUCAGAGGCAAGCGUGUCAGCGCUGAACAUGGAGGAUCUGCUUAUCUAUCUCCGUUGGCUUGUGUGCCACCUGCACUCCAUGAAGAGGUUCAAUCAGUACUUGAAGGUUCUUCAGUGGCUUCCCAUCAGCCACAAGACUGACAUCGCCCCACCUGGUGCUGAUAAUGCAGACAAGGAAGAGGCAACUCACGCCUCUAAGAUUGCCUCUCGCUACCAGGAUGACAUGUUUCAUCACGGCAUCCCAGGCAGUUCGAGGCCAACAUCUGCCCAAUCCGGCCACAGCCUGGUCUCUCCCAUCCCAUCCCCUCCCCCCAUCAAUCCGGCCCUGCUCACCACUUCACCAUUGCCUGCCUCGGCGAUGCUCUACGCUGCUGCUGCUGCGGGAGGAGGUCUGGCAUCUGAUGAGCAUAUGUUGAUCAUGCCCAUUCACACUAUGGACUUUGACUCCUUCCGGCCCCAGUUGGCUUUUCUAGUCAAUGUUUAUGCUAUCAGCUUUGAUCUGAGCAGUGUGCAUAACAGUGCUGAUGAGAUGGAGAUGUUUGGGGCUGUCAAUCGCAGGUUCAAGCACAUCUUUGUGAAACAAGAGCAUCUGAAUUCAUUCAAGACUUAUGACAGAAUUGAGCCAACACAGGACACAUCUAGUCCAGAGUCUCCAAACCAUGCUCUGAGGAAGGAGGCCAACUGGUGUAGCUUCAUCUCCCUCCACGCCGAGAGAGAUCCGCAACAGGAGAAAAUGUGGACACAGCUGCAUCAGCGCAAACACGUGGACGAGCUACUGCGUGUCCAGGCACACUUCGUCAAAGUGACCAACGCUGAGAAAGUUCAAGACACCCUGAAAGAGCAUGCAACUCAAGUGAGAAACCCACCCAUUGUGGCACCAGCUUCUGUGACCUCUCACCCCACACCAAACAACACGAGCACGGCAUGGAAGAAAAUCUAUUCAAACCCAGACCUGUAUACUGAAUCUGACAAAGAUGAUGCAGUUUCACUACCUGAUAUUGAUGAGAGGGAUGUGGAGAACGUCAACUUUGGAGGGAACAGCAGUCGAACAGGAAGUGCGCGUAAACGUCGUGACAGCUACGAUUAUGUUGGCACAGUUCAGAUGUUAGGUCUUGAUGACGGAGAGCAGGAUAAGUCUGACCCUGUGACAGCCCAAGGCGCAUAUCUGUCUUACCUACAUCUGAGACACCUGCGCAUCCGAGAUCUGCAGAGAAGUUGCCUUUCUGUCUUGAACUACUUCCGCUCCAUCGAGAGAACUCUGACCAUUAAUGACAUGGGUCUGGCUUCGGACGGGGAGGACAUGAGACAAAGCAACUCCCAGAACCACAGAAAUGGCACAGACAUGGACGGCAGUGUAGGAGGAGGAGGCAGCCUGGGCUCUCACGGCUACAUACACAACACUCCGGCAGAUUUUAAAAUGAGUGAGUCAGAUUUCGUCCAGUUCUCUGAGGUAGAGAACCACGAUGAUUUCUACAACCUGGAGGAGGGGCGGGUUCAUGUGCUGGACCAGAGAGGUUACUACAUCAUAUACGACAAGGCUCUGGAUGAUUUCAGAACUUUGGAGUCUGACCUGAUGUUGGUAGCCAGUCACUACAUUGAGAAGGACAGAGAUCUGCGAUCGGCUCGGAGGCUGCGGACGUCCAGCUCUGCCCGACAACAUGUCCAGUCGGCUGGUGACUUUGACAUUCCUAGCUACGCCCACCAAGACGUGGACAGGUUUGGAGUCCUUAUGGACAUCUGGACAAACCAGACCGCUUUUCUGGAAUGCAAAAGGGAGCUGUUGGACUGUUACUUUGAGGCAUACCAGCAUGUAGUGGACAGAGAGGAGAGACGGUCUUUGGCCCAAGUGAUCACCAACAUCAUGCAUCAGCGGCCAAGAUUUGACCUUGAAGCUGAGUACUUUGUGCGCAUGUACCGUGCUGAGUGUUCGGUGUUGAGACAUCACACGGCCCUGGUGAAGACCAUUCUGGAUAAACAGAUUGAGAGCCAGAGGGAGUUCACUCAGCGAGUCACCAGAGAGGGAGAUCACGAGUUUGGAUUGCCUAACAGGAUCAUUCCCAAGCAGCCAAUUGCUGUGAAUCUUAGUAGGAGCUCCAUGAGACCCACCAGCCUGACUCGGCCUACGCUGCCCUCAUGAUGGAGAAGAAACUGCUGCAGGUGGCUCUGAAAGAGUGGGAGGGGCUGCCCAUGAUGGGGACCAGCUUCUCCAUGCAAGUCCAGAAGGACCUGUUUUCGGACAUGUUUGCGGAGGACCCUCUCUUCCAGUGUGAGCUGGCCCAGCACUGUGUUCAGCAACAGGACCAGAAGGCAGGACGCCGAACACACAAAGAGAAGCAAGUGGCCAUGGUCAAGAUGAUAUCACGUCUCAUGGAGGUUUUGACACUGAGGCAGAGGAUGAUUGACGCAUGCUGGGAAACAGAAAUUCUGGCCAAGAUUUACAAGAAACAGGCCUCUGAGAUGGGCUACCCAGACUAUCACAUGAACAUGAGGUUUGUCCAGUUUGAGUUUGCCAGCUACAAGGAAAAAGCAGGGAAGGCACCACCAAUCUUCAUCACAGCCGUACAGGAAGAUGACACAGCCGUGGACAAGUAUACACCAUCUUGCCUGUACCUUGCAAUUCAUGAACUGGAUGAAGGCCAUGUGGGCAGGUUCACUUUCCGCAGCAGAGAUGGUGUCUUACAGGUGAUGAGGCCUGGUGGCAUGGAAAGUUUCCAAGUGGUGCUCAAGGCCCAGAUCCUCCAAAGAAAUGCUCUUGCAGCCGGGGUACUGCAGGCUAGCAUCUGCAACCCUGUCAAAGUGAAAGAAUGGAAGAGUGGCCGUGCCAGCCCGACUGAAACCAAAAGUGAGAAGAGUUCGGUCACUCAGAUGACCGGUAUGUCCAGUGGGACUGCAGGCACAGUGCUGGCUGGCAAAUUGUCCUCUGAUACCUCCAAGAGUCACAAAGCUCCGGAAGCAUUCUUUUCUCUACAGCUAGAAAAGACUCCAAGUCGAGACCUGAUGCUGAACGAAUUUGUCACCCGUAAGCAGCAGAUGGGCAGUGUUCUUCGGAACCCAGAUGAACUGGAGAGAGUGAAGAGAAAGCUGUUGUCGGAUUUCUGCCAUCGUUUUCACCUGCGUGUGGCUCAGGCCUCCAUGAGAGCGCAGCUGCUGGCUUACUACACAAGUAUCCUGACCAUCCUGGAAGCUUUUCCCAGUCUCAGGGAAAGCUACUUCGUGAUGGGUGAGCCGAAUGAGAAGAAAUCUAAAGAGGAUUGUCUGGAUGGUCUUUCUCCGGAUCCAAGGCUGCUGAAGAAGCGACCCAGACGUCUACUGUCGGAGGAUGGUCAACACGUCCUCAACCUCUGGUUUAUUCCACACCACACCGAGGUUCUGGUCAUGUUCAAGACACUGGAUGACGACUCGUGCGCCCGUGCCAUGUCCUUCGCUCUAAGCAUUGUGGCUGCCCUUCACGACAUGCUGCAGUAUCUCAGCGCUCACGCCAAGCUGGGCAGCUCUCACGCUCGGAUGGGCUCGCAGAAAGUGGAGUUUGUCUCGGCUGACUGGGGAGGCACAGAGGGAAUUGGUUCGGAGUUGCGAGACAUUCAGAAACAGAUCCAGAAUCUUCCAGAACCCACAGAUCCUCAGCUAGUGCUGGACUUGCUAAACUUGCGGCGAGAUGUCAUGUUUCUGGAGUUCGACACAGCUGUCAGGACCUGCAUGGCUGACACUUUUCUCUCUACGGGGAACAUGCAGGCGUAUGAGAGCAUUGUGAACAAUGCCCACUAUGCCCUGUCUAUGCUGAGCAGGGUCCAGCGUCCAAGCCUGAGCGCCACAUACUUGACCAUCCCUGAGCCACUCGAGGCUCGGGACUUGAAGGCCAAGCAGUUGUUUCCCUGGAGAUGUUUCUUGGGCCAAAAUGGCCCAUACCCAAUUGCAUUUUGGCAAUGGUUCAAGAUUGAAAGCUACGUCAGCCUAUGCCUGGCAGGACUCAAGGAUGUAGACAGACAUGUAGCCAAUGGUGAAAUCCUAGGUGUCACACUGCUGAUGGAGGACGUCCUUCAGACUGGCUUCCUGGGCUCCAUGCUGACUGUUGGCCUCGACUCACAAGCUCCGAGCCAGACAGAGUCUGUUGCGGGUGACCAUGCAGACACGGAGCGGUCAAACCGAAGUCAGAGCAGUGUUUUAUCCGACCUCAAGGAGGCCAGCAAAGCUUUAGCUGUGGCGCAACAACAGCGCAGCCUGUCUCGUACCCAGCAGCCCUUGGAGGCCUACAGACUGCUGCGCUUUUUCCUGCUGCUCUGGAAGUGUCUGGAGAUGAUGAAGCUGGACUGGGGCAAGAGGAAGCUGAUGGUGGAGAAGAUAAAUUCUACCGUGCUCUACAAAGAGUUCUGUAAGACCUACAGGAUGGAAAUCUUGUUGCCAGUGCUCCAGAGUGUUGCCCGUCGCUUGGGACAGGGAGAUCUCUAUGACAGUCUCAUUUUAGAUACAGAUGUAUACGUCAUGCCCAAGGGGGCUUCGGAGAUUGAAGUUCGCCUCAAGCAGCUUUUACGUCUGCUCGAGAGCCUGGAGACUCAUAUGAUCUCUGAGGUCCGCAAGCGAGUGUCAAAGGAGCUGACUCUGGCGGUGGCUGAACGGGCGAGGGAAGAGGAAGCCUUACCCACAGACUUGUGGAAAAGAGCAGUAAUGAAGGAGAGCUUCACAAUGAACCGGCCUCACGUGGCAGAGAAGUUUGUAAAUCAGCUCAUGUCUCAGGCCAAGGAAGAGGAAGAUUCUGUGACCUUCACCUCUGAGCACUUGCAGACGUGUCUGUCAGAAUUGGCUCGCAAUGUCAUGGCCCGUGAGAAACAUAGCUUUGAGAGCUACUCCAUGUAUUACGAGAAUUUACUGCGAGUUCAUCACCAGCUGCUCUACCAGAAGGAGCAGGACAUCAGGCACUUGAAGGACCAGCUGCGACAGGCUCAGGCCGAUACACGAGUGAGCGUGCAGUGUGAGCUGGCCAAUGAGGCCCAUGACUUGCUCAUGGAGAUCACUGCACUGCGGGCAAAGAUUGUGGAGAUGAGAGAGAUGAGCAUGAGCCAGGAACGGGACAUCAGAGAGCGUGUUCGUGAGGAAUACAAUGAUCUCAUACAGAACAUCUUCAACUCCACGUUCCAGCUAAGAGGCAAAUUUGAUGAGUUUAGAAAUGACCUUCACGAUGACGUCUUUGAGAAAAUCAAUGAGACAAGGAGGGAGGCUGCUUCAGCAAUGAGCAAACUGCAACAGAAAUUUAGAGGAGUUUCAAAUGAUGAAGAGCUUCAGGCAAACCUCAGCCGAGCAGAGCAGAUUCGAAGCUUGCAAAAUGAAAACCAUCAUCUGAAUCAGCUGAUCCUCAAGAUGAAAGCCAUGAACAGCUGGAGACAGAAUGUGAAGACCCACAACUUUCUCAAGACAACUUCUGACCUACGCAAAAAAGCUGAAGGCAGCAAAAAAGAUCACCUGGGAAUGAAAAUGUUGGCUGAGGAGGAAGUGGUUCUGCUGAGGCAGCAGCUCGUGGCCAUACGCAAAGCCCUGACAUCGACGGAGAAAGACUGCAACGAAGUCAGGAAGGUGCUGCAGAGAGAGCAAAAAGUGCGUUCUGAAAGAGAACAUGAGGAAGCUCAAAAGGAGAGAAGCAAGACACAGCUGGAGCAAGCCAAACAGGCAAUUGUUGACCGACUGGCUGAUGAGCUCCUAGACAAAGACUCACGCCUGAAGAAGCUGGAGGACGAGCAGGAUCGAGUGACCAAGAUGGCCCAGAUCUCGUAUGAGAAGACGCGCCGAGACGCCGAGACAGUUCGCAAACAGCUCAAUCAUGAGCGCAGCCUCAAACUGGAUGCUUUCCAGAGGGUGGACACUCUGCAGUCACAGGUGUAUGACUAUGAGUCCUGCUUGUUGAACAGACCACCAUCAGUUGCCCCUGCUGCUAUAGGUAAACCAAGGUCCCGCGCCACUUCUGCUCAGAUGAGCCGUCGCAGUCGACCAUCCACAGGGGGAGGUAACUGGCCGCCACCCAUCUCUUGGCCUGCCAACCGCAGCCUCACGCCAAUGGGUGAUGUCCCCCUUGAUGUGAAUGCUCCUAUGAACAACGAGCUUAAGAAGAUACAGAGACCCAAAACGGUGGGUGGACGGCUACGCAGUCGCAUUGCAGAACAACUCCUGAACGAACUGGAGCCAGACACCCAUCGCACGAUUGUCCAGCUGGAACAGCUUCAGAUAGAGGCAGCUCAGGGCUCACGCAGGGACAAAUACUAGACUGCCGGCUCUCCCACUCUUCCUUGUGUCAUCAGUGGAGGAGUGUAUGGGGUGGAGAACAUAGGGGGCAAAGGUCAAAAGACACAGAAUGGCAUUAGCAGAAAAGUUAAAAACAUAAUAAAUUCAAAGGUCAUGGAUAGCGUAGGUGUAAAGGUCAGUGGUGAAAUGGGUCAUAAAGUUGAGGACUUAAGCCAACAAACUCCAACUGAAGUAAGAAACAUUGAGGAAGGAAAAAUAAAGUUUUCAAACAAACAACGUAGGGUCAGAUUUUGUCCAGAGCCUGUUGUUCACAGCAGUUUGUAAACUCUGUGGGAAAGGACAUAAAAGAGUCAAAAUAAGUAAAGAAUGAAAGGAAAAGUUUUUCACUGAGGUUUUUUGUUUUACUUCCUCAUUCAUAUAGAUGAGAUGCAAGGAAAUUGUUUUAGAAGGGAGUUAAAACAAGAUGAAGGUAAAAUGAAGGAAAUUAUUCACUUGAUGUGACUUUUUGCCAUUUGCAUUGUUCCUAAAGCGACUUUUUGGGGAUUUUUAUCUUUCAGGUUAUGUCAAGGAGACUACAUGUUGCUUCUAUCAAUCAUUUUACAAAGGAUAUAAAGUGGUAUUAUAGGUAUAUUUGUAAAGAAACUGUUCAAAUACAGGGUUUUAAAUAUCAUUGUAUGUUUAUAUUAAGGCUUCUUGUCUCAAUCCAUGUUUAAAACAGCUCAUUAUCAUCAGCAUUAUCAUCCAUCGAAAUCAGAUAUAUACAUUUAUGGCAUUAGUGUACGCUUUAAUGCUGUUCAUCUUCAAUGUUAUUGGAUGGGGCAGCAAAUCAAUUUGUAGGCUUUGCAUUUGCUAUUUUUGACUCUUUUUUAAAAUGUCAAUAUUUUUAUAAUCAGUGUAUAUUUUUUUAGCUUAACGAUUCUUUUUAUAUCUAUUAGUUGGGAUCAGAAGGUUUUUUUGUGCAUAUUUCUGAAUUUUGUUCCAAUGUUUUGUAUUUUUUGUCUUGUCAUUAAAGUGUUGAUCUUGCCUUUGUUAUUAGAAGUAAUUUCUUCUACAGUUCCGCCAAAAAAAGUUGAAUGAAAUUAAACCUUUAAAAAAUUGUUGUAAUAGACUUAGAUCUAUAUAUACACAGAUAUACAGAAAAUUUACUUUUUACCAUUACUUGUUUUGGUUUUUGUAGUAGUGUUUACCGGAGAUAAUGUUUCCUUUGAUAUUGGAAUGCUUUUUUCUAGAAAGUCUAUCAUUGCUUGAAAGAAGUCUUUUCUAUAAUUAUAAUAUUUAUCGUAAAUUGAUUAUUAAAUCUUAAUGUUCCCUUAUGCUAAAAUGGUUUAGCUGAGUUGUUUAUCUCACUACCAUGAAUGUGUUUUCUAACAAAAAAAUUGUUAAGGAUAGAGUAUCAUGUUGCUAAUGAGUAAUGUUAAUAUCUUCCUCUCUAUUUCUUUAACAAGUCAAUCUUAGUUUAGUUUUAGUAGAGGUUUUACGGCGCUCGCAACUACAUAAGGUCAUAUGAGCGCCAGUAAGUCAAUCUUAGAGGAAGGUUGGGUUAGGUAAAGAAUAAGUUGGAGAGGGAGAAAGAAGGGAGGGGUCAAAGUAAUAUAAAUUCCUAGGGAUUCUGUACUGAUAAAUGAGAUCAAAUAUCUCAGUUCGUUUUUCAGUGCAGUGCAAUGCAGGCUGGUGUGUACUUUCACAAACUGUGAUCUGUGUAGUUCCAUGAGCCUUAGUCUGUUCAGAUAACCUUUUUUUGUUUGUGAUAGUCUUCAGAUAGAUGUUUAUUUGCUUCAGUCUUUUUUGUUUGUUUAUGUAUUUGCCUAGUAGGCUGUGUUAUAGCAAUGUAGUGAAAUGAAUAAAGUAUGAUUCUUUAAAAAA
Molecule: messenger RNA, 8996 nt
Organism: Aplysia californica (California sea hare)
Lineage: Eukaryota; Metazoa; Mollusca; Gastropoda; Aplysiida; Aplysiidae
Source: RefSeq, a predicted model, not a curated record